Messenger RNA from Sclerotinia borealis F-4128, 1383 nucleotides. Lineage: Eukaryota; Fungi; Ascomycota; Leotiomycetes; Helotiales; Sclerotiniaceae. The record is from the annotation of a GenBank genome assembly.
AUGAGUGAGCUAUUGAGCUACCUCUUGAAUAAUGAACUACAGUUUCGUCGUGCGCGUCUUGCCGCCUUGUAUUCCGACUUCCGCCAACAACAGAACCUGAAUCCGGAUGGCUAUCACGCAAAUAUUGAAGCAUGGCGAAAGGCACUGGGAAAUGCAGCACGAGCUGGGGUUAUGCCGUCUCAAGGAUCGAGUCCCGACCUACUCAUUUUGAAAGCAGAUGAUGAACUGUUGCGCGCAUUAGAUACCAAUGAAUGGGGAAGGCCUUUAUCCUUGGGGGCAGUUGUACAGGAAGCUAUCGCGAAGAAAGAGUUGAUGCCCUUGGGAGAAUUCAUGAAUGCUAGCGAUAGUAUCUAUACAAGGUCCUGGACUAUAAAACCUUGGGAUAUUGUUGGCUGGGGGUUGAAGCAGUUUGGCAUAUCAUUUGGAGGAGGUAAACUACCUGAGGGUAAAUUUGUCAUUGUUGGGAAUGUAGAAGAAGCUGCAAAGGUAUUUGCGGGCAAGAGUGUGGCAAAGACGGGGAGAGUUGGAAGGAUAUAUUCAAGAAGGAUGUUCAAGGAGGAGUUUGGCAGUGUGCUCGGGGAGCAUAUUCUCUCGGAUGUGGAUAUGGAUGCUUUUCUGAAGUUUCUCGUGAGGGAUAAGAGAAUCGUAGCUUAUGAUGGCGAAACUAUCAAGUUAAAAGCGCCAACAGACUCCGAGAGUCCACUUAUAACCCAAGAGGAUACAUCGAUAGCAUCAUUAAGAUCUCUUAUCGCGGAUCUCGAGAUUCAAACAAAGUUGUUCACCGAAAGAGUUGAGAUCAUGGACCGCGCAGCAAAAGAGGCCGUUACAAAGAAGAAUCGUGUAUCAGCACUAGCUGCUUUGAGGUCGAAGAAAAGCGCCGAAACUACUCUUGCGACUCGUCACGCUACCUUAUCUCAACUGGAAGAAGUACUUUCCAAGAUAGAGCAAGCCGCUGAUCAAGUGGAUCUUGUCCGAAUCAUGGAGUCCAGUACGAAGGUACUGUCAGGUCUCAAUAAGGAGGUCGGUGGUGUGGAGAGAGUAGAUGAUGUGGUUGAUAAAUUGAGGGAGCAAAUGGGACAAGUCGAUGAGGUUGGAGAUAUCAUUGCGGAGCCGGCACGAAAUAAUGUGGAUGAGGGUGAGGUGGAUGAUGAGUUGGGGGCUAUGGAAAGAGAGGAGACGAGAAAGAUUGAAGAGAAAGAACGUUUGGUCAAGGAGGAGAAAGAGAGGAAGGAGGCUGCAGAUACAAAGCGCAAGUUGUAUGAAUUGGAGGAAGUGGAGCGAAAGGCGAGAGCAGCUAAGAAGGAAGAAGACGUUGUUGGUGAAAGCACACGAGGCGUACGAGGGAUUUCCUUAGAACCAGAGCCAACCGCGGAGUUCGCUUGA